Messenger RNA from Naegleria gruberi, 1089 nucleotides. RefSeq lists its product as uncharacterized. Bases 1 to 1089 code for a protein of 362 amino acids. The transcript has a single exon. NCBI's taxonomy places the organism in Eukaryota, Heterolobosea, Eutetramitea, Acrasida, Naegleriidae. The record is from RefSeq and is a predicted model, not a curated record.
AUGUUACCAGCAGAAAGAACGGAUCGUUUCAAUAAGAAGGAGGCUCAAAAGAAAAAUGGAAAUUUCUUGCAAAUUCAAAGGAAUGAAUUACGUAUGGAAGAGUUAAGAAAACAAAUUGAGGAGCUAAAGAUCGAAAAUUCAUUACUAUAUGAACAAAGUAUUGAAUUGGCCAACACUCAAGAAACAUUAAAGAAUACUAAUGAUGAGUACAAACGUGAAAAUUCAAAAUUAGAACAAGAAAACAUUGAACAAAAGAGUGAUUUGGCCAAAAUUAAAGGACUAACUAAAUUCUUACCUCCUGAAUUUACUGCAACUGAUGGUUUUGAAGUUAGUCAACAAGUAACCACUACAAAUGUUAAGAAUGAGAAUAGAUCAAGAUUGUGGUGUUUUUCACUUUUACAAUUUAUUACUUUAAUGAUUUGUGCAGCAACUUUGACACUUUAUUGGAUUAACGCUUCAAGAUUAUAUACAGAACCUAACAUUAUUAAGAUGGUAACUGCUGAAUUUGAGUGUCCCGCCAAUAAUUCUACUGUUAAUUCAACAACAACUGAUAUUAUUAGUUUCUAUUCUACUACUAAUUCAACUAGUAAUGAUAGCACUACUGAACCAAUUACAAAAAGAACAGAGGUUGCAACUAUUGAAAGCGUUACAGGUUGGAUCAUGGUCUUGGAUUUUUUUAGAACUUACUUGAUGAUUUUGAUUAUUCCUUCUUCAAUUAUUUGGUACACUUACUAUACAGAAGAUUAUGAAACCAAAGAAUUGAAACACAAAUCAAACAAGUGUAAUUUUACUUGUCAAGCCUUUAUAUGUUCACUUGCAUUUGUAUUAUUGUUAGGAUGUUUAAUUUUCUUUGGUUAUGCUGAGAAUACUCUUUCAUGGCAAUGUCCAACAGUAUCAAAUCCAUUGGUUAUUUAUCUUUCUAUGGGAAUGUUUUUAUGCUCUCUUUUAUCUAUUAUUUUGUACUUUAUACAAACUUGUUGUCACUCUAGACUAUUUAAAGAAAAACCAAUCAGAGAUGGAACUUUUAAAACAGGAUUAUUGGUCAUAAGAAAUAUUAACAAGUUGCAUGGCAUUACAAAAAAAAAAUAA